AGUUUCUUCCAUCCAUAUAUUCAUAUAUCUCUUAAUGAAGUCCACAAAUAUGGCUUACUUAAUCCUCUCAACUGCCACCGUCCUCCUCUUCCUUUGUCUAUCUCCUCUGACCACCACCGCCGCUAACACGGCCGUCCUCGACAUCGAUGGCCACCCUCUUCAAGCCGGCACCAACUACAACGUCCUCCCAGUGAUCAGAGUCCCAUUAGGCGGAGGCCUAACUUUGGCGUCUAGAAACUCAUCAACUCAAUCAUGCCCACUCUACGUAGCUCAAGAUACAGCCGAACUCUCGAAAGGGAUACCUCUUAAAUUCUACCCUGUUAACCCAAAAGACAAAACAAUCCCUCUUACCACUGACCUCAACGUCGUGUUCGACGCCUCCACCACAUGUGUGCAAUCUACUCAAUGGAAAUUUACCAACGAUGAGGCGGAGGGAAGGCCGUACGUAGGCACAGGAGGAACAAUUGGAAAUCCAGGGGUACAAACACUUGGUAAUUGGUUUAAGAUAGAGAAGGCUGGAAGUGGCAAGUAUGAUUACAAGUUUGUGUUUUGUCCUGGUGUUUGUGACUUUUGUAGACCGUUUUGUGGGGAUGUUGGUGUUUUUCAACAGAGAAUUGGGACGAGGGUGUUGGGUAUAAAUACGGAUAAUAUGCCUCUUUUGGUUAACUUCAAGAAAGCUUGAAAUUUUAAUUUACGUACGUACUGGAAUUAUUAAUACUUCGUAUUAUAACAUCGUCUUAAAAUAGCUAGCUACUUUACCUAGCUCCAUUUUAGAGUACCGAUCACGUGUUACUCUAUACAAGAAGUAAUUGUUUAGAAUUGUC
This is a messenger RNA of Spinacia oleracea (spinach), 824 nucleotides long. Its product is annotated as kunitz trypsin inhibitor 5. Lineage: Eukaryota; Viridiplantae; Streptophyta; Magnoliopsida; Caryophyllales; Amaranthaceae. The coding region runs from base 35 to 682 and encodes 215 amino acids. The transcript has a single exon. Gene Ontology annotation, molecular function: endopeptidase inhibitor activity. The record is from RefSeq and is a predicted model, not a curated record.